CUUCCGUCACCAACAUCAACUUUUUGACCUGCGCUCUGUUUGUGAAAACAAGCGCCACAAUCAAAAUGACAGAAGUCGAAAUGGCAAACACUCUUACAGCGGGUGCCGACUCGAAGUCUGAAAGACUCCCCGUUACCGUCUCCAAACCCACUCCCUACACCUUCGACCUGGGCCACCUACUCGCCAACGACCCCAACCCCCUCGAACUCCCCCGCGACCAGCCCCUCAACGCCUCGCUCAAAGCCACCGCCCGCGACGGCGUCCAAUCCCUUCUCAACCAACUCAUAACCACCUGCCCCAUCACCUCCUCCACGCAACAAGGCGUGCUGCUCACCCUGCCACCGCCCGCCACCUCGCUUCCUCGGCACAAGCCCCUUCCCACGCCCAAACCACCCACGAAAUGGGAGCUGUUCGCGCGCAAAAAGGGCAUCGGUAAGUACAGCUCGAAGCCCGGCGCUGCGCUUGCAGAUAAGGAGCGGCGCAAAAAGUUGGUGUACGAUGAGGAGAAAGGCGAGUGGGUGCCUAGAUGGGGGUAUAAGGGGAAGAACAAGAAUGAUGAUGAUUGGUUGGUGGAGGUUGAUGAGAAGGAUUGGAAGAAGGAGGAGGAUGCUGCUGCGAAGGGCAGCUCAGUGCGGGGAAUGUCGAGGGCUGAGCGGAAGGAUAGGAUACGGAGGAAUGAGAGGAAGAUGCGGUCGAAUGAGAAGAAGGCUCGGAAGGGUGGUAACUAAGGCGGUUAAUACUGUUUGGUCUUUUCUUUCUUGUUGGACUAAAAAGGCGUUGGGUUGGAGUCGAUGGUUCUUGUUUGUGCUAUGUUGAACUAUACAUACUGCCAUUGAGACAAAUCAAAAAGCUGUGAUUUACUUUCCAUCAUUUAGGCAUUCAGAACAAUUACUCAAGUCAAGCAAAUUACUGUCAUUCUCGAUUGAAUUGGCCUCGCCUAUCAUACAAGAUUACACCCAGAGCCAAUCUAGAAGGGUGCAC
Aspergillus ruber CBS 135680 is the source of this 981-nucleotide messenger RNA. Its product is annotated as ribosome biogenesis protein RRS1. NCBI's taxonomy places the organism in Eukaryota, Fungi, Ascomycota, Eurotiomycetes, Eurotiales, Aspergillaceae. Gene Ontology annotation, molecular function: protein binding. The record is from RefSeq and is a predicted model, not a curated record. The coding region runs from base 66 to 728 and encodes 220 amino acids. Gene Ontology annotation, biological process: ribosomal large subunit export from nucleus; ribosome biogenesis; endonucleolytic cleavage in ITS1 to separate SSU-rRNA from 5.8S rRNA and LSU-rRNA from tricistronic rRNA transcript (SSU-rRNA, 5.8S rRNA, LSU-rRNA). Gene Ontology annotation, cellular component: nucleus; preribosome, large subunit precursor; nucleolus. The transcript has 2 exons.